AUUUGCAAAAUAAAGUCCUAGUUUAUUUGGCUUCUGAACCAAGCGAGAACUCCUCCCUCAACGAACAUCCCCGCCCCUUGCUUUUUACAGAUGGAAACUCUAGGAGCAAGGAAUCGAAACAGAAACUGUCCCAAUUGAAACUUUGAGAACUGAACUUCACCGCAGGGUGACUGUCAGAAGCCUGGUGACUGAAGUAGCAGAAAGUUGGACUCGGAGCGACGCGCAGAUAGUGUCACUACCCCCAGCGCCGCAACGAGCGGCAACCACCGGGUCCCAUUCCGCGGAGUGACGGGGUAGAGCUGCCCAGUUACCUGUCUCUAUCCGCGCGGAGUCUUUGGCGGGCCAGGAAAGAGGGUACUCGGCGUCCCAUUGGUAGGCAGAGCUGGGAGCUUUGAGCGAACUUUGAGGCUUUUUAAAGGCCGACUGUGCCGAGGCGAGAACAUUGAGCGGCUGCAGCUUCCGGGCCACAGUCGUGAGCGAUGUCGAGCGAGUAUUCCCCGGAGAAGACUUUCCUUAAUCUGAUUCAGUGCUUCAGGCCCCGGCUGAAACAAUACAUCCGGGUGGAGUCCGUGCUGGACUACCUGACUUUCUUGGGGAGAGCUGAGAGAGAAGAGAUUCAGAGCACCGCUGUUACUAAGGGAAACAUGACAGCGGCCGAGUUACUCCUCCGCACCUUAGAGAAAGGGGCCUGGGGACCAGGCUGGACCCGGGAGUUUCUAAUUGGGCUUAUGAAUGGGGGUUGCACCUUAGCUGCUCGCUACAUGAACCCGGACCUCGCUGACUUGCCCUCUCCAUCGCUAGAGGCCUCUUAUGACCAGUGCAUCCAACUGCUGGACAUUUUGCAACCCACCCUGGUCGAUAACCUUCUGGUUACUGAUGUUUUGGACAAGUGCUUGGAGAAGGCUCUGUUGACCAAGGAAGAUAGAAAUCGGGUUGCUCAGCUUAAUGAAAAUGAUGGAAAUGAACGUGCUGUCAGAGAACUGCUGAGUAGAAUAGUACAAAAAGAAGAUUGGUUUUCUAAAUUUCUAAAUAUUCUUCAUGAAACUGAAUACAGUCAACUUGCUGAAAACCUCACAGGCAUCAACUACUUGGAAGACAAUGAAGAGAUAAAGGAAAAUGGAAUUGAGAAGUUAUCCCCAAAGGAUGAUCACAUCAUUGAAAAGCUUAUUGAACAUGAACAAGAAAAUGAUAGCCUAACUGUUGAAAGUGAUGAAUUGGAAUCAUCUUUUGCAGAUUCUUCUGUGGUUUCAGAAUCAGACACAAGUUUGGCAGAAGGAAGUGUCAGCUGCUUAGAUGAAAGUCUUGGACAUAACAGCAACAUGGGCAGUGUUUCAGGCACCAUGGGAAGUGAUUCAGACCAAGAUGAUGAGAAGAAAAGAGCAUCUCCUGAGCCAGAACUGGUCCUCAGAUCUUACCAAAUGGAAGUGGCCAAACCAGCUUUAGAAGGGAAGAAUAUUAUUAUAUGCCUCCCAACAGGAAGUGGAAAGACAAGAGUAGCUGUUUACAUUGCCAAGGACCAUUUAGAUAAGAAGAAAAAAGCAUCAGAGCCUGGAAAAGUUAUGGUCCUUGUGAAUAAGGUGCCAUUAGUUGAACAGCACUACCGCAAAGAGUUUAAACCAUUCUUGAAGAAUUGGUAUCGCGUCAUUGGAGUAAGUGGUGAUUCCCAACUGAAAAUAUCAUUCCCAGAAGUUGUCAUUACCAAUGAUGUUAUUAUCAGUACAGCUCAAAUCUUGGAGAAUUCCCUUUUGAAUUCAGAGAAUGGAGAUGAUGAUGGUGUCCAGUUAUCAGAUUUUUCCCUUAUUAUUAUUGAUGAAUGCCAUCAUACCCACAAAGAAGCUGUUUAUAAUAACAUAAUGACACGUUAUCUGAAACAAAAGAUUAAGAAUUGUCGAUUCAAGAAGGAAAAUAAGCCAGUGGUACCUCAACCUCAAAUACUUGGACUGACAGCUUCACCUGGUGUGGGAGGAGCCAAAAAGCAAUCAAAAGCUGAAGAACAUAUUUUAAAAAUAUGUGCAAAUCUUGACGCAUCUACAAUUAUCACUGUUAAAGAAAAUGCUGCCCUUUUAAAAGAACAAGUGAAGGAGCCUUAUAAGAAGUUUGUGAUUGCAGAUGACAACAGAGAAAAUCCCUUUAAAAAGAAACUUCUAGAAAUAAUGACAAAUAUUCAUACUUUUUGUCAAAUGAACCCAACAUCUGAUUUUGGGACACAAACCUAUGAACAUUGGGUCAUUCACCAGGAAAAAAGAGCUGCAAAAGAAGGGAAUCGCAAAGAGCGUGUUUGUGCAGAGCAUUUGAGGAAAUACAAUGAGGCCUUACAAAUCAAUGACACAAUCCGAAUGAUCGAUGCAUACCACCAUCUCAAAAGCUUCUAUAAUGAUGAAAGGGAAAAGAAGAAUGCUGCCCAAGAAUCUGACAGUGAAGAGGAGGAAGAGGAGGAUGACAGUAAAAGGAAACCAUUGAAAUUGGAUGAAACAGAUAUCUUUCUUCUAAACUUAUUUUAUAAAAAUAAGGAAAAAUUGAAAACACUGGCCUUGACUCCAGAUCAUGAAAAUGAAAAACUGACCAAAUUACGAAAUACCAUACUAGAAGAGUUUACUAAAACAGAUGGAUCUGUUGCCCGAGGAAUAAUCUUCACAAAGACUCGGCAAAGUGCAUUUGCUCUCUCUCAGUGGAUUAAAGACAUUGAAAAAUUUGCAGAAGUUGGAGUAAAAGCUCACCAUCUAAUUGGGGCUGGAAAUUGUAGUGAAUUUAAACCCAUGACACAGAAUGAACAAAAGGAAGUAAUUAAUAAUUUUCGUACUGGAAAAAUAAAUCUACUUAUUGCUACCACAGUAGCUGAAGAAGGCUUGGAUAUAAAAGAGUGUAAUAUUGUUAUCCGUUAUGGUCUUGUCACCAAUGAAAUAGCCAUGUUACAGGCCCGAGGUCGAGCUCGAGCUGAUGAAAGUACUUAUGUAUUGGUGGCAAGUGGGGGCUCAGGAGUUGUUGAACGUGAAAGUGUUAAUUUGUAUCGUGAGAAGAUGAUGCAUAAAGCUAUUGACCGGGUUCAGAAUAUGAAGCCAGAGGAGUAUGCGCAGAAGAUUUUGGAGUUACAAAUGCAAAGUAUAAUGGAAAAGAAAAUGAAAACUAAGAAGAGUCAUGCAAAGCAAUUAAAGGACAAUCCAUCAUUAGUAACCUUCCUCUGUAAAAACUGUAGUAUGCUGGCCUGUUCUGGAGAAAACAUCCAAGUAAUUGAGAACAUGCAUCAUGUCAAUAUGUCACAGGAAUUUAAGAAACUCUACACUGUAAGAGAAAAUAAAGCACUACAAAAGAAAUUUGCAGACUAUCAAACAAAUGGUGAGAUCAUUUGCAGUCAUUGUGGCCAGUCCUGGGGAACUAUGAUGGUGAACAAAGGUUUAGAUUUACCUUGUCUCAAAAUAAAAAAUUUCGUGGUGGCUUUUCAAAAUGAUCCCCAAAAGAAACAAUACAAAAAGUGGGUGGAAUUGCCUAUAAUGUUUCCAAAGCUUGACUAUCCAGAACAUUGGAUGUUUAGUGAUGAAGAUUAAUAUGGAUUUAAUAUUAUCUAAAUUUUGAACGUCAUAUUUUUACAAGGAAUACUUUAGUAAUAUUUUUGUAAUAAUUAAACCAGAGCACUAGUAGAAUGAAUGAGAAUAUUUCUUUAAAUCAUUUUGAGCUCCUUUUCAACAAUGAUGUGAUUCAAGGCAAUUUCAGUGAUGUGAUGGAAAGUGCCGUCCACAUCCAGAGAGAGAACUAUGGAGCAUAGUAUUUUCACCUUUUUUGCUGUUUUGUUAUUUGUUUGCUUGGUGGUUUUUCUCCUUUUGUUUUGUUUUUUCCCUUUUGAUCUGAUUUUUUUUGGUGCAGCAUGAUAAAUAUGGAAAUAUGUUUAGAAUUGCACAAGCUUAAUCCAUAUCAGAUUGUUUUUAGUAUUAAUUAGAAACAAAUUAGUAUAUCAGAUAUUAUUAGUGAGAAGGUAUAAAAAAUCCUAAAACCAUAUUAGGAGAACAAGAGAUCUUCUACCUCUCAGCUCUGUGGAAAAGGGAGGGAAUUUAUGGCCAAAAAAACCUAAAGAAUGUUAUGAAAUGCAAAAUAUAUAAUUUUAAUUACAUUAAAUUUAAAAGGUCUUGCACAAGCAAAAUUAAUAUAGCUAAUUUUAGAGGGGAAAGAAAAUUGGAAACAAUUUUUACAGUCAACAUUUCUGAUAAAGACUUCAUUUCUAAAAUAUAUAAAGAAAUACAAAUUAUGACAACUCUGAGGAAUCAUUUCAUACCUCUCAGAUUGGCUAAGAUGACAGGAAAGAUAAAGAUAAAUAUUGGAGGGGAUGUGGGAAAACUGGGACACUAAUACAUUGUUAUUGGAGUUUUGAACUGAUCUAACCAUUCUGAAGAGCAACUUGGAACUAUGUUUAAAGGGCUAUCAUAAAAGAGGAAACAGCAGCCUUUUUUUGUAGUGGCAAGGAACUGGAAAUUGAGUGGAUGCCCAUCAGUUGCAGAAUGGCUGAAUAAAUUGUGGUAUAUGAAUGUAAUGGAAUAUUGAUCUAUAAGAAAUGAUGAGCAGGCUGAUGUCAGAAAAUCCUGGAAAGAUUUAAAUGAACUGAUGCUAAGUAAAGUGAGCAAAAUGAAGAGAACAUUGUACAUAGCAACAACAAUCAUCAACUGUGAUGUACUUGGCCCUUUUCAACAAUGAGAUGAUUUAAGACAAUUCCAAUACAGUUGGGAUGGAAAGAGCCAUCUUCAUUCAGAAAGAGAAGUAUGAAGACUGAAUGUGGAUCAAAGUAUAGUGUUUUCACAAUUGUUGUUAUUUGUUUGCUUGUUUUUUUCCCCUUUUGAUUUGAUUUCCCUUGUGCAGAAUGAUGAAUAUGAAAAUAUGUUUAGAAUUGCACAAGCUUAAUCCAUAUCAGAUUGUUUUUAGUAUUAAUUAGUAACAAAUUAGUAUAUCAGAUAUUAUUAGUGAGAAGGUAUAAAAAAUCCUAAAACCAUAUUAGGAGAACAAGAGAUCUUUUACCUCUCAGCUCUGUGGAAAAGGGAGGGAAUUUAUGGCCAAAAAAACCUAAAGAAUGUUAUGAAAUGCAAAAUAUAUAAUUUUAAUUACAUUAAAUUUAAAAGGUCUUGCACAAGCAAAAUUAAUACAGCUAAUUUUAGAGGGGAAACAAAAUUGGAAACAAUUUUUACAGUCAACAUUUCUGAUAAAGACUUCAUUUCUAAAAUAUAUAAAGAAAUACAAAUUAUGACAACUCUGAGGAAUCAUUUCAUACCUCUCAGAUUGGCUAAGAUGACAGGAAAGAUAAAGAUAAAUAUUGGAGGGGAUGUGGGAAAACUGGGACACUAAUACAUUGUUAUUGGAGUUUUGAACUGAUCUAACCAUUCUGAAGAGCAACUUGGAACUAUGUUUAAAGGGCUAUCAUAAAAGAGGAAACAGCAGCCUUUUUUUGUAGUGGCAAGGAACUGGAAAUUGAGUGGAUGCCCAUCAGUUGCAGAAUGGCUGAAUAAAUUGUGGUAUAUGAAUGUAAUGGAAUAUUGAUCUAUAAGAAAUGAUGAGCAGGCUGAUGUCAGAAAAUCCUGGAAAGAUUUAAAUGAACUGAUGCUAAGUAAAGUGAGCAAAAUGAAGAGAACAUUGUACAUAGCAACAACAAUCAUCAACUGUGAUGUACUUGGCCCUUUUCAACAAUGAGAUGAUUUAAGACAAUUCCAAUACAGUUGGGAUGGAAAGAGCCAUCUUCAUUCAGAAAGAGAAGUAUGAAGACUGAAUGUGGAUCAAAGCAUAGUGUUUUCACAAUUGUUGUUAUUUGUUUGCUUGUUUUUUUCCCCUUUUGAUCUGAUUUCCCUUGUGCAGAAUGAUGAAUAUGAAAAUAUGUUUAGAAGAAUUGCAUAUGUUUAACUUAUAUCAGACUGCUUGCUGUCUUGGGAAGUGGGAAAGAGAAAGAGAGAGAAAAAUUGGAAACACAUGGUUUUGCAAAGAUAAAUGUCGAAAACUAUCUUUGUAUGUAUUUGGAAAAAUAAGAUAUUAUUUUUUUAAAAUUUUAAAUUUCAUUUCAUUUCAUUUAAAAAACUCACUACCCUAAUAUUCUCUGGAAGAGUCAUGAAAAUUGACAGGAAAAUUAUCCCAAAAUACAGGAACUCAGAAGAAAAAGAAAUUUAAAAGACAAGUCCUAUUUAAUCAGAACUUAAAUAAAUAAAAUAUUUCUACACAUCA
This is a messenger RNA of Antechinus flavipes (yellow-footed antechinus), 6186 nucleotides long. RefSeq names its product interferon induced with helicase C domain 1 (gene IFIH1). Lineage: Eukaryota; Metazoa; Chordata; Mammalia; Dasyuromorphia; Dasyuridae. Bases 480 to 3542 code for a protein of 1020 amino acids. The record is from RefSeq and is a predicted model, not a curated record. Gene Ontology annotation, biological process: innate immune response; positive regulation of interferon-beta production; response to virus. The transcript has 16 exons. Gene Ontology annotation, cellular component: cytoplasm. Gene Ontology annotation, molecular function: single-stranded RNA binding; hydrolase activity; DNA binding.